Parascedosporium putredinis is the source of this 1023-nucleotide messenger RNA. The record is from the annotation of a GenBank genome assembly. Lineage: Eukaryota; Fungi; Ascomycota; Sordariomycetes; Microascales; Microascaceae.
AUGGCCUUGAACAAAGAGCAAGCCCGGUUCGCCCUUCUCCGAGGUGCACUGGGGCUUUUCCACCCUGGCGAUGUUCAGCCCGCAUCUAUUGACCAGGCAUGGUUUAAGCCCGGUAUCAAAGACCUGCUACUGGUCAGCAUCGAUGUGGAAUCGAGGAAUGAACGCGGGAGCGGGCAGGGCAGCCCCGCGUAUACGUUUAACUGCGGCGUGUCAAUCCUUGACCUGCGCGAUGUAUGCAAAUACAUUGUCGAUUCCGCUUCUCCAUCGACCCAACUCACCGCUGCGCAACUGGAGCUCCCAAAGAUCGAGGCUCUUCAUUUCGCUGUAGGCACGCAAACCGACGAUAAUCGCCGGUUCUUGGGCCGCGGAGCCGCUUUCGUGAAUGGGUGCGCUACUGACGUCGUUUGGUUAGGCAAGAGGACCUCACUUGCCCAGGCAGGGAAAUCCAAGGGAGAGAAGAGAAGAGAAGACUCCCGGCACGAGGUCGCAGCUGCACCACAUGACUUGGCUUGUGGCCGAGGAACCCCAUGGUCAACCUUCAGGGCCACUACAGCACCGUGGCAAAUUCUACCCGACUCUGUUGGUCUCCAGGAAAGCCCCAGUAAGGCCUGGGUUGUACCAGCAGGGGCGGCAGUCCCCCACUUGAAUGAUGUGCUUGAUGAAGUCGAUCCGAAUCGGGGCGGGGCAACUAGUGAAAGCCCCUCACUCCCUCAGUCUCUUCGGAGAGUGAAUAAACUCAAGAAGCGAAGGGCAGAACCCGUCGCCCAGGCUCAACAAGAAGAGCAGGACCAUUUCUCUAUGUUUAAGGAACAAAUGGCAGAACCUGUCGUCCGGGCUCGCCCAGGGGAACGGCGCCGUGCCUUAAAGUCUAAGAGACGCAGGGUAGAAGCCGCCGUCCGGGCUCGCCAAGAAGAACAGCGCCGUUUCCCUUUGUCUGGCAAUAUUCCUGCUGAGAUUAUGACAACCGAUAGGCGGGAAAUCCUUUACGAGGUGAUCCCGCUCAACGCCAGUAUCUCUAACUAG